Molecule: messenger RNA, 2667 nt
Organism: Pseudogymnoascus destructans
Lineage: Eukaryota; Fungi; Ascomycota; Leotiomycetes; Thelebolales; Thelebolaceae
Exons: 3
Coding region: 223-1962 (579 amino acids)
Biological process (GO): transmembrane transport; carbohydrate transport
Cellular component (GO): membrane
Molecular function (GO): carbohydrate:proton symporter activity
Source: RefSeq, a predicted model, not a curated record
UUAAGAACCCCAAAUUUUGGCUCCACCAUUGCUACCGCCAAGUGCCCACUUGUUGCUCGAUUACACCUCAUCUCAUCCAAUGAUGUUUCUUUCUCCGCACUUUAAUCAUCUGCAGAUCACCGACAACUAAACAAACCUCACCCUGUCAUCCACGAAACCCGCCAGAAGCUGAUAACAACAACGACCUGGGCCCUCCGCUGGAGGCAGGGUCUUGCAGUCGCUAUGUUCUGGAAAAAACCAGACAACGUCGCCGGCACGACUGCACCGGCUAUCUUGAUCGGCCUCUUCGUCACGUUCGGUGGUCUCCUCUAUGGUUACGAUACUGGGAUCAUCAGCGGUAUCAUCGCCACACCCUGGUGGCUCAAUCAAUUCGCCACACAAGUCGACCCCAAGAACCCCUCUAGGAGAGCCUUGACUCCCGCCCAAACCGCCGAGGUCGUGUCUAUACUCAGCGCUGGAACAUUUGUCGGCGCGCUCGGUGCAGCUCCCCUUGCCGAUCAGCUUGGUCGCCGACGUGCUCUGAUGAUUGCCGUGGGCGUCUUCGCAAUUGGAGUCACCCUUCAAGUCGCGUCAAUGGCCCUCCCAUUGUAUGUGGCCGGAAGAUUUGUCGCUGGGGUAGGCGUGGGCAUGAUCUCUGUCAUCGUCCCUCUAUAUCAAUCCGAGAUGGCACCGAAAUGGGUUCGCGGAGUCUUAGUUUGCACAUAUCAACUGGCAAUCACAGUGGGACUUCUUAUUGCUGCAAUAGUCGAAUAUUUCUCCAACAGAAUCGACACCGCUGCGUCGUUCCAAAUCCCCGUGGCUCUACAGUACGUUUGGGCAGCGAUUCUCGUACUGGGCAUGAUCGUCCUGCCAGAAACACCGAGAUACUUCAUCAAACGUGGCCUCCAUGCCGAAGCUGCAGCGUCACUUUCACGCAUUCGACGAUUAGAUAUCACGCACCCGGCUCUAGUUGACGAGAUUGCGGAAAUUGAAGCGAACCAUGCCUACGAGGUUUCCCUUGGCCCAUCUACCUACCGACACGUCUUCUUCGGAACGCCUCACCUCGGCCGGCGCCUUCUUACCGGCUGUGGCCUUUUCAUGCUACAACAAUUGAGCGGCUGUAACUUUAUCUUCUACUUUGGAAACUCGUUCUUCGACCAAGUCAUCGGCUCAGGGUUUUUAUUUCAGGUGAUCGCAAACUCAGUCAAUGUUAUUGGAACACUUCCCGGCAUCGUUUUUGUCGAGUCGCUCGGUAGGCGCCGACUGCUUAUGGUCGGCGCUAUUAGCAUGGCUGUUUGCCAGCUGAUUGUGGCAUCAGUCGGCUCAGUCCACAGCUUGAGUUCGGAUACUUCGAAUAAGUUGUACGCUGCGUUCAUAUGCGUUUACCUAUUCUGCUUCGCCUCUACAUGGGGUCCAGUAUGCUGGGUCGUUACCGCAGAGAUCUUCCCACUGAAAGUCCGCGCCAAAUCAAUGUCAAUUUCCACCUCGUCGAAUUGGCUGUUGAACUUUAUAAUCGCAUACACGACCCCCUACCUUCUAGGAAGCGGCUCAGGUGCUUUGGACUUGGGUCCUCAGAUAUUCUAUGUCUGGGGAAUCUGCUGUAUAUUCGCCUUCUUCUUCGUCUGGAUCAUGGUGUAUGAAACUUCCAAGCUCACACUCGAACAAAUUGAUGAAAUGUACGAGCGAGUCGGCUACGCCUGGCAAUCACAGAGCUUUGAGCCCACAUGGUCCUUUCAGAAUAUCAGACAGGGCCAAGCGAACCCUACUGCAGUGAACGCUACUGCGAUAGACAUUGCCUCGGGGGAAGAACUGAGACAAAGAACUAAUGCCACUGGUGCUAGUAGCAAUGGCACUGGACACAACAUUACUAGAACCAGUGGUGAAGUAAUCGAAUCUUCUCCGUCCACAACGCUAUCAGCAACACACGUAACCGACGAAGACAAAAUUGUCGCGUCCUUGGGCAAUGUCGAUUUCAGCCUCUGAUACGAUGUUCCGACUUGGUGCUUAUUUCUGGGUACUACGCCCUUCUAAUGUCUAUUCACGACGAAUCCGGAGCGUCGCAUGCUGAAUGCAUCCACAAUGGAGUCCCGCGCGCUCUAUGGCAGCUUCUGGCCUCGGUCCUUAAACUUUGCGACAGCUGUUAUGGGUGAGAUUACAAUGCUAUUGACUGGAACUGUUCAGUGGGUGUGUUGUGCAGCAUCCAAAGCGGAGGGAAUGAAGUUCUAUGGAAAUCCCAUAGCGUUCGUCAGCAACCCCACGCCUCAUGGCGAUUGGUAGAGGCCCCAAAUGCAGGGGAGCUCACGAAAGUCAAAGAAUGGCAGAGAGGAAUAGAGGAGAGAGCGGCUGCAAAGCAGAUAUCAGCCUCUAAUUCUUGCAGACGCGGAGAAAUACCCAAUAAAUCCGUCUGUAGCACUCCGAGAAGAUUGGGGAAACGGGACACAAUAAAGGUGCGGCGGCUCGAAGGCAGACCCAGGCCCUGUCCAAGUCCUUCGAACGUCGGAAGAGGGAGCUAUUUUUCUCUUUUGCAAGCGAAAAUAGAAAGCGAUGGCAGCAUUCAACGCCGCCGCCGUCUGCCUAUAAAAACGCGAAGAAGAGAAGGACCUGGAUAUAAUUUCCAAGAAUACCAUCGAGCUAAACACUCUUUCCCCCCUAAUAAUGAAGCAACGAAACGGAUUGUUCGAACGGAUU